Parnassius apollo (apollo) is the source of this 6177-nucleotide messenger RNA. The record is from the annotation of a GenBank genome assembly. Lineage: Eukaryota; Metazoa; Arthropoda; Insecta; Lepidoptera; Papilionidae.
AUGGCGCCUACAACACAAGGAAUUGAAUUAAAUGACAUCACUAUGAAUGAUGGUGAUAGAGUAGUUAUCAGUGGUAUGUCCGGACUCUUUCCUAAAUCCAGAAACGUGAAGGACCUAGCGGAUAUUCUUUACAAUAAGGUGGAUCCCAUAGAAACUGAUACAAGCCGAUGGAACUUCGUGCAUCCAGAAAUGGUAAGAUACUUUGGUAAAAUACCAAAUGUCGACCGUUUCGACUGUCAGUUCUUCAAGGUCAAUAAUCAUGUUGUAUAUGCGAUGGACGCAAUGUCACGUAAACUGCUGGAGCAAGCAUAUCAGGCUAUAUACGAUGCAGGUCUAAGUCCCGAGCAUCUUCAAGGAAAAGAUGUUGGUGUAUACAUUGGAUCAUGCCACUCAGAAACCGAUAAAACUAGCUUUUAUAAUGAUUUUAAAAAUGGAAUUGGAAUAAGUGGAUGCAGCAAAUCAAUGUUCGCGAAUCGUAUUUCGUAUUGGCUCGACGUAAAAGGUCCUUCUUUGUCACUGGACCAGUCAGGCUGUAGUUCUAUGGUGGCUCUUGAAGAAGCGGUUAAUGCGAUAAAGCGCGGAGAGAUUGAAGCGGCUCUUGUUGGAGGAAGCAACUUAUCCCUUCAUCCUCAAUCCUUGGUUCAUUUUGGAAGAGCAAUAAAACUUAGCGAGGACGGGAAAACCAGGUCCUUUGAUGCGAACGCUAAUGGCUGCGUCAAAUCUGAGGGGAUUAGCGUUGUAUUUUUACAAAAAGCAAAGGACGCAUUGAGAAUUUAUGCUAAUGUUGUGCACGUCAAAAGUGAAUUCAACGACAUUUCAAGUAAUAUUGAUUCUAUUCCCGGUUUUUACCGUGAUCCAGCUAAAUUAUCAGAUUAUCUUAAGGCUUUUUACAAAGAAGCGGGAGUAUCGCCUGAACUUGUGGAGUAUGUUGAAGCGUUUGGAGCUGGUAUUCCGGAAGUUGAUAAAGCAGAACUGAAAGCAUUAGGUGAAGUGUUUUGUCGCAACAAAUCUAAGGUGCUACAAAUCGGUAGUAUAAUGUCCAGUACAGGAUAUACAGAAUCAGCUUCUGGAUUAUUAGCUAUUACAAAGGUACUACUUGCAUAUCAAAGUGGAAAGAUGGCUGCUACACUGCAUUGUCAAAAUCCACGAGAAGAUGUUGACGUUCUACGUGAUGGCAAGAUUCGAAUUGUGACAGAGAAUGAGCCUUUCAAUCGUUCUUACGUGGCCGUUAACAACUUUUCACUUAAUGGGGUCAAUGCCCACGUACUUUUGAACGGAGAGUAUAAACCCAAGCAACUUCAAAAAUAUAAGUCAAGCAUACCUUACUUGGUUACUGCUUCGGGCAGACAUGAAUCGACCAUUGAGACGAUUUUUGAUGAUUUAACAAAACGGCCACUUGAUCCUGAGGAAGUGGCUCUGCUCCACAACAUUGAUGAGAAGAGAAUUAAUGGCCAUCUCUCUCGGGGCUAUGCUAUAUUAGAUACAAAGGAAGGUGAAACUGUUUGUCUGGACAAGAAAGUCAAACAUUUCGAUGGCUUGAAGCGACCGUUAUGGUUCGUAUACAGUGGCAUGGGCUCUCAGUGGACGGGCAUGGGUACGCAGCUCAUGCAGAUUCCAAGAUUCGCGGCUACAAUGAAGCGAAUUCAAAAAGCUCUGAAGCCUAAAGGACUGGAUAUUAUCGAAAUCAUAACCUCAACCGACAAAACAGUCUUUAACAGCGUCCUUCACUCGUUCCUGGGAAUAUCUUCGAUCCAAAUUGCUCUCACAGAUGUGCUCAAAGAAAUGGGAAUCGUACCAGAUAAAAUUAUAGGACACAGUCUUGGAGAGCUUGGAUGCGCGUACGGUGAUGGCUGCUUGACUGUUGAGGAAAUGAUCUUGGCAUCUUAUUAUCGUGGACGUGUUGCCACGGACAUACCUGUUACUAAAGGAGCAAUGGCUGCCGUUGGCUUAGGUUAUCAACAGAUCCGAAACUUAGUUCCACCCGAGAUAGUUGUGGCAUGCCACAAUGGACCUGACUCCUGCACUAUAUCAGGACCCGUAGAUGAUAUAGAAAAAUUUGUUGAGAAACUUCAGGCUCAAGGAAUUUUCGCAAAAGCAGUACCCACCAAUGGUAUUGCUUUUCACUCGCCGUAUGUUUCAGGAUUUGGUGAAACGCACACGAAGUAUUUAAGAGAAAUAAUGACACCAAGGGAACGUAGUGAGCGCUGGUUGUCCACGUCAGUACCACCAGAGCGAUGGCACGAGCCUACAGCUAAGUUCUCUUGUCCAGAGUACCACAAUAACAACAUGAUGAGUCCUGUACUAUUUGAAGAGAUACUGAGGUCAGUACCACCAAAUGCCGUGCUGAUAGAGAUUGCUCCUCACGGCUUGUUGCAACCCAUCUUAAAGCGUUCGGUGCCUGCAGACUGUCGAAACAUUGCCCUCACUCGACGUGGUCACCCUGACAACGCUCUUUACCUGCUCAAUGCUAUUGGACAGUUAUACAUGGAGGGAUUCAAUCCGAAAAUCGCGAAUAUCUAUCCUAAAAUAGAGUUCCCGGUAUCUACUGAGACACCGUCGCUUUCUCACUUGGUGGAAUGGAUUCACGAUGAAAAGUGGGACUUGCCUCUGUAUGACACGGGCGCUAGGAAGCUGGCAGCAUCUGCUAAAUUCUUGAUCACUCUUCAUGACGAUGAGUUCAAAUAUUUCGAAGGAAGCGUUAUUAAAGGAAAAACAGUAUUCCCAUUCGCGGCUGCUCUGGUAGCCAUUUGGGAUACGAUGGCGAUGGUGCAUCAAGUGCCAAUGAAGCAAUCAGUGCAAUUCCGAGAUGUACAACUAUUCUCCCAACCUAUCUUACACGAGCAACGGCAAGUGCGCCUCACAGUGUCUCUGCACAGGGGGAGUGGGCAGUUUGAGAUAUCAGAUGACGUUACUAAAGUGGCUGCAGGGUAUAUUUAUCAAGAGACUACUGACUUUAAAGGAGUUUACAAUGAAGCAAUAGAAGAACAGAAAUCGCUAGAUCUGGAUUCAGAAGAUAUAUACGCCUUGCUUCAAGAAAAAGAAUAUUCAUACAGUGGUGAUUUUCGUAGUAUAUAUAAGGCGAACUUGUCACUAACUGAAGCUCAGUUGGUGUGGCAAGACAACUGGGUCACUCUCAUUGAUGGAAUGCUGCAGCUUAAUGCUCUCAGGCAAAAUCACGGUGGCGUAAGCCAACCAGUUUUCAUUAGAAGACUGUGCAUCGAUGUGAAAGAACACGUGAAGAGCCAAAUAAUUAAUUUAGGGGAUACUAAAGUUAUUAGAGCUAACUUAAGUGAAGUUCACGAUUUUACACGAUGCGGAGGAAUUUUAUUGGAGAAUGUUCAACAUCAUAAUUUACCACUUACACUUGGAGAGCCUAUAACUUUGAAAAGUUUGAAGAGUUUGGAACUUAAUCAAGAACCUAUAAACAAAAGUUCUAGAAUAGUAUUAAGAAGCGAUGGCGUUGGUGAUUUGAACACAUUGCAUUGGGAAAUAGAAGAUGUGAAGGAGUCAGGAAUUAACGUACAGGUCCACUAUGCAGGAAUUAAUGACCGUGACAUGAGGAAAGCCACUGGGACUAUCCCUGUGAGAUAUGGAAGUGCAGUUAGCUACGGCAUGGAUUUUAGUGGAACAACGGAGAGCGGUCAAAAUGUAAUGGGAGUGGUCAAAGAAGGAGCGCUAAGUUCAAGCGUACUCUCGCAACCAGAACUAUUGUGGAACGUGCCGAAGGAUUGGUCUCUUGAGGACGCUGCAACUAUACCAUUAGCUUAUUGUCUUGCGUUCUACUGUCUUAAUAUAAAAGCUAAGCUGACAUCUGGUAUGAACGUCUUCAUAUUCGGAGGUGCAGGUGCUAUGGGUCAAGCGGCUAUAUCUAUAGCAAUAGCCCACGGUUGUCGAGUGUUCACAGCGGUCAGCAGCAACGAUAAAAAGCGGUUGCUAUUGAAAUUAUUUCCAAGUUUGAACGAAAACGACAUCGGAUCAUCUCUAAACUCGUCAUUUUUAAAAAUGGUAGUAAAGGGCACUAAUGGAAAGGGUUGUGAUAUCGUGAUAAGUAACGCUGUUGGUGAUUUUAAAAAUAUAGCGCUUAACUGUUGUGCUCCCUCUGGAAUAACGAUAGACACAGCUCUAGCUCUAACAAAGGAAAGAUUUUCAUUUGGACUGAAUUAUUUAAAGAACCAGAAGACCUACAUUUCUGUGGAUUUCUCAUCUAUUUUCAUCCACAAUAACACGACUGAUAUGAAGGUUCUGCACCAGCUCGUCAGUGAAGGCAUUGAACGUGGAUAUGUGAGACCGUUGACUCGUAUUAUAUACGAUCCAUCUGAUGUUACUCUAGCCUUUAAGCUCUUAGAAGAUAGACGUAACCACGGGCGCGUACUGCUUCGCUUAAAUAGAAUCAUUCCAAGGGAUUUCAGCUGCAGCCCCAUAUCCCCUGAGUCCUUCUAUUUGGUUGUAUGUGAAGACUCUUUUGGACUCAAAGUGGUUGAUCGACUGAUCAGCCGCGGUUUGAAGAAUUUACGUCUGUAUUAUCCUCAAGCAACUAGUAAGCUUCAAUUUAAGUUACAAUGCUGGCAGAAACUUGGCGUCAGCGUUGAGCUUUUAUCAGAAAAUUUAAGCGACAGUAAAACAAUGCAACUUUUUAUUUGUGACGCUAAUUCUAAACAGCUAGAUGGUGUUUGUGUCGUGGCGACGAACAGUAAAAGCGCUUCAUUAAAUAAAACAACAUUGAAUGAUUUAGAUAUCGCCUCAAGAGAUCUGUGUCCUCGACUUAAGCAUUUCCUUAUUGUUAGCUUGGAUGCAGAUAUGAGUCAGCAGAUCUGUCUUUCAAGAAUUCAAAAGAAGUUACCGGCUACUGAAUUAAUUUUGACAUCCUUUGAAAAGAGUGGCGCUGAAAAUAAAUCAGCUUCAUUAAGCAAAAUGUCUUGUCUGGCCGCACUGAACGCAGUUGAAGCUGCGAUAUCUUCAUCUUCAGGCUUAUUUACUGUUGAAGCGAAGGAACCGUUAAGACCUUCACUCUUGAAACAAAUCUCUUCAAUAACAGGUAUUGAUGUAGCGGCGUCUAAGGAUAGCACUCUCGAAAGUCUUGGCCUUUUAGAUUAUAAAGUAGACGUGCUAAGCAAGUUCUUACAUGAUAAGUAUAACUUGACAAUAGAUGAUCAAAAAAUACGUCAGUUUACUGCAAAAAGCAUACAUGAAUUGGAAGACACUCUAAUAUGGACCGGUUUCAAGAAAACCAAAGGAUUGAGGAACUUUUUCUCAUACGUGGACUCCAAUGAACUUCUUGCCAGUACUACAAUGGUUCAGAUGCAGACUCAGGCUUAUUCUAAGGGAGUGGACGAUUUCGAUGUCGAAAACACGUACUUGUACAUUUUGCCGGGUCUCGAGGGACACCACGAAAGGUUCCGUCUGCUCUGCGAACGUCUGAAGAUACCCGCUUUAGUUUUACAGCCUGGAUUCCACCACAACGACGAGACCGUUCAGGAACAAGCGCGUCGAUAUGCCGAGAUAUUAUUAAAGAAAAUGAAGUUGAAAGAUAACUUCUAUCUUGUGGGAUACGAAAGUGGUAUACUUGUUACGUUAGAAAUGGUUUCAAUAUUGGAAGAAAGGGGUUUAAAGGGAACUGUCUUCUGUAUUGGGGUUCCUCCAGCUGAAUUACAAACCACUCUCGAAGAACAUUUGAAAGGUUUGGAUACUGAUGACGAAAUACAUAAAGCAGUCAUAAAGACAAUAUUCGGUUCGCUAAUCGAAGACACUGGCAAACUUGAACAAGCUUUAGACACGUGUGAUUCCUUAGAUGAGAAAGUUGAAACUGCGGUGCAGAUAAUAUUGACACAUAAGGGGCUGACGUCACAGUAUAUUAGAGCUGUGCUUAAAUCAGCCAUUGAUCGCAUUGAACAAGUACGGUGCUACAAGCCCCAGCCACGUCGGCUUAAUUCCAAAAUUGUUAUGAUAUGUGCUGAUUCAGUGACUACACCAUUUGCAGUACAAGAAUACUCGAAACAGCCUGUUGAUAUUUAUCAUCUAGAAACUCCAUUGGGUCAGUUGACUAGAGAUCUAAGAUGUACAACUAUAAUUAACCAUCACCUCAGUACUGAUUUGGUGGAAGCGUUUGAAAAGAAAAGCUUUUGCGAACCAUAUCGUAUGAAUACUAAUUUUAUGGUGUUUAAACAAUGGAAUGAAUAA